This is a messenger RNA of Spea bombifrons (plains spadefoot toad), 678 nucleotides long. RefSeq lists its product as uncharacterized. Bases 1 to 678 code for a protein of 225 amino acids. NCBI's taxonomy places the organism in Eukaryota, Metazoa, Chordata, Amphibia, Anura, Pelobatidae. The transcript has 6 exons. The record is from RefSeq and is a predicted model, not a curated record.
AUGUAUAAUUCUUCCUCCUUGAAACGGUUUAUUGAAGGCUUUGAUGCUUAUCAGGAACUCAUGCAGGCCCCUGUAGACGGUAUAAAUAUGGCUGCGAUAAGUGAUGGCGCUUUGGACGAGAUACCUCUUGAGGUCAAAGACAGUCCUGAGUUCAGGAUCCUCAUGGCUUACGCCAGCCGUUCCCUCCCCGCCAGCAAAUUACGGCGUCUGCAGAGCCGGCCGGACGGGUCAGAGGAGGAUUCGGACGCCAAACAGAUCCCAGGUACCGAGGAUCUGGUGGCCAGAAACAAGGAGGACCGCAAGGGCCACGAAACCUCGAAGGUCUCAAAGAAGAAAAGCAAGAAAAAGUGGCUACGUCGAAUGGCAAGAGGAAUGAGGGCACGUUAUGCAGGAGAGGGGGAUACAAACUUUGAGAACGUCGUCGCCGGAAAACUGCGGAGGAUUGUUAAGUCACAGCUGCGGAAGACGAAGAGCGAGAAGAAAACUGUAUGGAUUCGUAACUGUCAAUGUCCAUCCCGGAUUUUUGAACACAGUGGAGCUAGAGAUGAAAAUGACGAGUUAAUUAAACAACUUGUGAAGCUGCUGAGGGAGGAAGGGGACAAAGCGGAUGAGAAGAACGUCUGGCUAACUUCUACGUUACAGAAACCGUCUCGGAUUCCGAGCGAAAGCCGCAGGUGA